Molecule: messenger RNA, 1686 nt
Organism: Alexandromys fortis (reed vole)
Lineage: Eukaryota; Metazoa; Chordata; Mammalia; Rodentia; Cricetidae
Gene: Llph
Product: LLP homolog, long-term synaptic facilitation factor
Exons: 3
Coding region: 164-538 (124 amino acids)
Biological process (GO): dendrite extension
Cellular component (GO): nucleolus
Molecular function (GO): RNA binding
Source: RefSeq, a predicted model, not a curated record
GAGACCCACAGACUCUCAAGGUGGGUCCACGCCGGGCUUCCAAACGCCACGCCUCUCAGGAUUCCCGGCACGCCGCGCGCCGGCCUUGACCGGAAGGCGGAAGUACGGGGACUUCCGGCUGGCGUCCCACGCGUGCAGUGCGGUCGUGUUUCUCAGGUGAAGCAUGGCUAAGAGCUUACGGAGUAAGUGGAAAAGGAAGAUGCGUGCCGAGAAGAGAAAGAAGAAUGCUCCAAGGGAGCUCAACAGACUGAAAAGUAUUCUCAGAAUUGACGGGGAUGCUUUAAUGAAAGAUGUUGAAGAAAUAGCGACUGUGGUGGUACCCAAACAGUGCCAGGAGAAAAUGCAGUGUGCGGUGGAGGGUGAAAUGGAUGACACGAAAAUGGAGACUGAAAUUAAGAGAAACAGAAAGACUCUUCUAGACGAACAUGGACAGUACCCAAUAUGGAUGAACCAGAGGCAGAGAAAAAGACUGAAGGCAAAGAGAGAGAAAAAACGGGGGAAAAGCAGAGCCAAGGCAGCCAAGGGCCUGGCCUGGUAGACCUUACAAACUGGAAAGAAGGCGCCUUUAAUCCCAGUACUAUGGAGGCAGAGGCAGGUGGAUCUCUGAGUUCAAGGCCAGCCUGGUCUAAAAAGCAGAUGCCAGGACUGCUAAUGUGGAGAAACCCUGUCUUAAAAUCCACAACAAACAAACAAACAAACUGGGAAGUAUUGAUGGAACAGAAGUUGAGUUGUUAGGACUGUCUUCACUGGUUUCAGCUCUUUGAUGGAAGCUCUUUGUUUUCCUACUUCAGUUUCAUCUUACACCUGCAAUUCAAAACAAUAAUUCAUUUGUUUUGGGAAUUUGAAUAAACUAUUUUCUGUGAUAAAAGAAAAUUGGAAGCUGCCUGAUGUUUGAGUAUUAUCAGACACCACAAUCUUGUGAGCAUUGCUGUGGUUAAAAUUAUUUGAUCUUACAAAAUUGCAAUUAUCAUCAAUGCCUCAGAUUAAACAUGCUCAUACGAACAAAAUUUGGGCAGAAAUAUUUUAAAAUAGCGUCUCAAGGGGCUCAGCAGUUAAGACCACACACUGCUCUUGCAGAGGACUCCUUCAUGUUGAAUGGCUCAAAACCACUCAGAACCAGUUCCACAGGGUUCCCCUCUUCUGCCCUCCACGGGCACCUGCCCUCAUGCACAAGCUUCCCACACAAUCUAACUUUAAAAAGUCUUGAGAAAAAGGAUGGCAGUGGAUUGUUUGUUUUUUCUAUAAUUCGUAAUAAAAGAUAUUGUAUGUGUAGAUCUUAGAGUUUGACAUUUUCUUUAGGGUUUCCAGCUACUGAGAAGACCAUGUCUCUCAUUUAGGUGGACUGUACCAUGUACUACACGUUGAUGUGCUUUCUAAGUUAAGGCAGCAUGGGGUUAGGGGGACUGUACCAUGUACUGAGUGGUCUGCUUUCUAGGUGAUUAAAGCAGCAUGGGUUUUUUCUGAAAAAUGUUCUUCAGGUUUUGCUUUUUUCUUCUUUUGGUAUUUUGAGAUGGGGUAGCCUAGAACCAGCUCUGUAAACCAGGCUGGCCUUGAACUCAAACCUGCCUCUGCCUCCCUCUGCUUCCACAGUGCUGGGAUAAAAGGUGUGUGCCACUGCUACCAGGCAGUGUAGUUUAGUGUUACAUCAUGUAGCUUAAGAUAAUAAAGUGUGUUAUUCAGAAUCAA